This is a messenger RNA of Pseudomyrmex gracilis, 2919 nucleotides long. RefSeq names its product poly(A)-specific ribonuclease PARN-like domain-containing protein 1. Gene Ontology annotation, molecular function: poly(A)-specific ribonuclease activity; RNA binding. The coding region runs from base 137 to 1675 and encodes 512 amino acids. Gene Ontology annotation, biological process: nuclear-transcribed mRNA poly(A) tail shortening. The record is from RefSeq and is a predicted model, not a curated record. NCBI's taxonomy places the organism in Eukaryota, Metazoa, Arthropoda, Insecta, Hymenoptera, Formicidae. Gene Ontology annotation, cellular component: endoplasmic reticulum; cytoplasm. The transcript has 11 exons.
CUCAAUCCCAAUCCGUAGUGUGACAUAGGCUUAACUUUGCUUAUUCACAUUUUACUGCAUUUUAGUCAUAUGUGCCGCAAAUAAUAGUGAUUUUAUUUUUUAUUUAACUCAUAUAUACAAGAGACGAUAGUUUAUUAUGAUCGACGUUACAAGUCACAAUUUUGCUGAAGUAUAUCCGCAUUUAGAACGAGCAUUGAAAGAUGCGAGUUUUAUAGCGAUUGAUACCGAAUUAACAGGUUUAGAAGUUGAUGCUAAAAUUAGUUUAUUCGAUUCCAUAAACGAGCGCUAUGAGAAGCAAAAACGUAAUAUUGAACCUCACAUAAUUAUCCAAUUUGGUAUUUGUACAUUUCAACGAGUCCAACAUGAAAACAAGUACACUGCAGAGAUAUUUAAUUUUUUUUUAUUACCUAAAAAUAUUCCUUCGAUGAAUAGAAGUUUUGUCUGGCAAGUUGCAGCGUUAGAAUUUUUGUCCAAACAUGGAUUCGAUUUUAAUGAAUUGAUGUAUAAUGGCAUAUCAUAUCUUAAUGAGUCUGAAGAAGCGUUCUUACAGCAACAAUUGCAAAACAAUAUGCUAUUUCACAAUUUAAGACAAUCUCUUUCAUUUGAAGAAGAAGAUGAUUUGAAUAGUUAUAUUAAUCAAGUAGCUGAAUGGUUGAAAACAGCUGAUGAAGUAAAUUUACUUAAAGUUGUCACCCCUACUCCACUUUUGCAAUAUAUUGCACAUAAAGAAUUAAGAAAUUAUUUCCCAAAUGUAUGGACUACUUCAGGAAACAAUGUGGUAACUGUUAUGAAAGUAUUGCCAGGAUCAAGAGAAGUUCUUCAGAAUGAAGAAGGUUCUAUAUUGGAGAAUGCUAUUUUAGAUUUGUAUGCUGGUUUUUCAAAAAUAUUUAAGCUGUUGGUCACUUUGAAAAAACCUUUAAUAGCACAUAAUGCAUUUUUAGAUUUGAUGUUUAUGCAUCAGCAGUUUUACAGACCAUUACCUAAAAACUAUAUUGAUUACAAGACUGCCACACAUAAAAUGUUUCCAAAAAUUUAUGACACAAAAUUUUUAAGCUUUAGAUUGAAGGAACUUCUUGAUACCGAAGUACAGUGGAAACGUACUUCUCUGGGUGACUUAUUUGAAUAUUUUACACGAGAUCGAGGAAAAUACAUAGAUUUUGGAUCUCCUGAUAUAAUACUUACUUCAAAGUUAGAGAAAUCAGAUGUUACAUCAUCACCGAAAUACCACAACGCAGGCUGGGAUUCUUAUUUUGCUGGCUAUGUAUUUAUUAGAAUGGCUCAUAUAUUUGCUAAAAAACAGUAUGGACAAAGUUCCGCAUUAAAGGAGUAUACACAUACAGAAUUAAUGAACAGUGUAAAAGAUUUUGCAAAUUGUGUAAAUGUCAUCCGUGGCGAUAUAUCGCAUUUGAGAUUGGACGGACCUGAACCUGAAUCAACACGGCCAAACUGGCUUUAUGUGAAACCUUUAUCAUCGAGAUCAAUAAGCGCCUCGCAGAUAGCUGAAAAGAUGUCAGUAUUUGGCACCGUUGAUGUGAAGCAAUAUACUUCGAAACGAGUAUUAGUCGCCGUAACAAAUCACGGAAGAAUGCGACUUUAUAUAUCGGAAAAGCAAUUUGCUGCCAACUGCGUCCGAUUCCGAAGUAUCUUUCAAAUAUUGUGGUAUUUCGCUCACUAAUGCAGUUCAAAGAAAUAAAAAAAAAAACAUGUAAGUUUUACGAUAGGCUGGAUUGAUCUUAUCUUUUUUCUUGUGUUUUUAAGUGUUUUCUUUCAAUACAAAAAAUAUGACGGAAAUAAUAUUAAAUUUUCACUUGACAAAAAUGAUACAUGCACAAUAGUAUGAAGAGAACUACACUGCGGGGAGUAAAGUGUGGUGAAACUAUUUUGGACGCUUUCCAAGGGCAGUUGCAUGUAUAUAUUCAUAUAUUCACUGAUGCAUAAAUUGUGUCAUAGUAGUUUGUUCAUUUUUAUUUAAAACAAAUAUAUAUUGCACAACGCGCAUACAUAAUCUAUAAUUCUGUUCACGCAAACCUUCAGAAUUUAAUUAAAAAUUACAUGCUAAAAUAUUUUAUAUAAAAUACAGAUUUUGUAAUUAAGAUGACAUAUAAUUUAUUUCAUUGACGUAAAUUUUGUGUUUAUAUCUUACAGCACUUUGCGUAUCAAAUUUCAACGCGUAUUUAAUCAGCGUUUAUUUCUCUAAUACAUUUGUGUAUGUAUGAUCGAUCGAACGACUUCGUUUGUCUAAUUUGUCGAAAGCUUGAAAACACAAACCCCGUUGAAUAUCAUCAAUUCACAUCACACAGUGAAUCUAUUACAAUCUGCUUGUUUUUUGAAGACCGUAACGUUGAGGCAGUGAUUAUGUUAAAUGUCUUAUGUCCAUUUAAAACACUGCAGGUGGUAAAUAGUACAUCUCUCAUCUUGAUUUUAGUAGUAAUAGUAUUUUUUUUAAUAAAACAAUUUUUUUAUUAUAAAAGAAGAUAUGUACAUUUUUUUAAGGAUUUAUAUUAUUUAACUUUUAUAUAUUAAAAAUAAGAUACAAGAUACCUCGUAAAAUAUUGAAUUCCUGUGUGAUAUAUAGAAAGAGAUUGAUUUUCUAAAUAUUCACAAAUCAAAUAAUUGACUCGAUGGCGUCAUAUUGUACGCAUAAGAUCUUCGUCAUUGGCAGUAUUCCCAUCUUUAUGUCGCUUUUACCAACGAACUUUUGCACAGAUAUAUUUACAGCGCUUAUUAAAAGACCGUCACUGUCUACACUACCGUGUACAUUAUUAUUAACGAUCUAUUAUUAUACCUGCCAUGUCACACGUGUGCAACUUUUGUCAUGCGAAAUUGGCUUAACGUGUUUUUCCCCCGUCGAGCCGGAUGAUCAACACCGUCAAUCAAACACGUGGUACUCAUUUGAGUCGCAACGACCAAAAAAAACCA